AAAAAACAUACAUUGUGUUCUGUUUGUUACAAGGCGACUAAAAGAAGUAUACCAAACUCGGUCUUCUUCUUCUUCCUCAAUCCCGUCUGAAUAAUCAAAGCGAUUUUUCAGACACAGAUCAUCGCUCCAUGUCAACUUUUCACAGCUUCCGAAAAGCCGUCGGAGCCCUUAAAGAUUCCACAACAGUCAGCAUCGCAAAGGUCAACAGCGAAUUUAAGGAUUUGGAUGUUGCCAUCGUCAAAGCCACAAAUCACGUUGAAUCUGCUCCCAAAGAACGCCAUAUUCGCAAAAUAUUCUCUGCAACAUCUGCGGUAAGACCACGAGCAGAUGUUGCUUUCUGCAUUCACGCACUAGCCAAGAGAUUAUCUAGAACUCACAAUUGGGUUGUGGCUAUUAAGGUUUUAAUAGUCAUUCACAGAACACUAAGAGAAGGUGACCCAACAUUCAGAGAUGAGCUUCUCAAUUAUUCACACAGAGGACAUAUACUUCGUAUAUCUAACUUCAAAGACGAUACAAGUCCUCUAGCUUGGGAUUGCUCUGCAUGGAUUAGAACAUACGCGCUUUUCCUAGAAGAGCGUCUUGAAUGCUACCGUGUUUUGAAGUAUGACAUAGAAGCAGAACGUUUACCAAAAGGUUCAGGUGCAUCUUCAAAGGUUUGUUUUGGAGCUUCUCAUCAUUUAAAACCAACACAAAAAAUAAGAAUUAAAACUAAUAUGUUUUAUAACAACAAAUAUAUUGUUCAGAACGUGGAUUUCAAUGCUUCUCAAACGUAUAGAACAAGGAUGUUAUCUAAUGAAGAACUGCUUGAGCAGUUGCCUGCUUUGCAGCAGCUUCUUUUCAGACUUACCGGUUGUAAGCCUGAAGGCGCAGGCUAUAGCAACUACCUAAUCCAAUACGCUCUUGCAUUGGUGCUUAAAGAAAGCUUCAAAAUAUACUGUGCCAUUAAUGAUGGAAUCAUUAAUCUUGUAGACUUGUUCUUUGAGAUGUCAAGACAUGAUGCAGUUAAAGCUCUGAAUAUAUACAAACGAGCUGGCCAACAGGCUGAAAACCUGGCUGAUUUUUAUGAGUACUGCAAAAGUCUAGAGCUAGCAAGGAACUUUCAGUUCCCAACACUGAGACAGCCUCCUCCGUCUUUCCUUGCAACAAUGGAAGAAUACAUCAGAGAAGCGCCUCAAAGUGGUUCUGUACAGAAAAAGCUGGAGUAUCAGGAAAAAGAGGAGGAAGAUGAAGAAGAAAAAGAAAAAGAAGAAGAAGAAGAACAGUCUGCUCAGCCUGAAGAACCUACAGAAACAGAAAAUCAAAAUGAAAACACUGAAGGAGACCAGCCACUUAUUGAAGAAGAGGAAGAGGAGACAGAACAAAUAGAAGAAGAUACUAAACCUUCUUUCUUGAUAGACACGGAUGACUUGCUGGGCCUAAGUGAGAUAAACCCAAAAGCCGCAGAGAUAGAAGACCGCAAUGCAUUGGCUCUGGCAAUAUAUCCACCAGGUCAUGAAGUUCCAGGUCCAUCCAAUAGUUUAAGCUUAAUAGAAACCGGUGGAUCCGGUUGGGAGCUAGCACUGGUCACUCCUCAAAACAACAACAACAACAACAACAACAUUCACCGCUCAGCGCCUGACACCAAAUUUGCAGGAGGAUUCGACAAGCUAUUGCUUGAUAGUCUUUACGAAGAUGAUUCAGCGAGGAGACAGAUACAACUAACCAAUGCUGGCUAUGGACACGGUGGCACUGAGAGAGCAGCAGCACCACCACAAAACCCAUUCGAGAUGCAACAAGAUCCCUUUGCAAUGUCGAACAACAUUGCUCCUCCCACUAACGUUCAAAUGGCACAACAACAGCAACAACAGAUGAUGAUGCAUCAAAAUCCCUAUAGUUACUCUAAUCCCCAUGACUAUCAUCAUCAUCAGUUCUCAGCCGCAGGUCCUUCUCCUUCUAAUCCUUUUGGAGACCAUUUCCUUGCCCUCCCCGCUCCGCCAGGCUCAUCUGGUCAGCAGCAGCAGCAAAACAUACAUAAUCAUAUGCUCCUCUAGAGUGAUAAAUAAGAGAGCUUAUUCACUCUUCUCAUGCAUGGUUUUGAGCGUGUUUCCGUUUGAAUUUAUUCAGGGUGCUAUUCUUUCAUUCUUACUAGAUACCUAACUUCACUGGUGAUUUCUUAAUUUGAUUAUAUAAAACCCUCAAAUGCUCAA
Molecule: messenger RNA, 2186 nt
Organism: Raphanus sativus (radish)
Lineage: Eukaryota; Viridiplantae; Streptophyta; Magnoliopsida; Brassicales; Brassicaceae
Product: putative clathrin assembly protein At4g25940
Exons: 13
Coding region: 129-2030 (633 amino acids)
Biological process (GO): clathrin-dependent endocytosis; vesicle budding from membrane; clathrin coat assembly
Cellular component (GO): clathrin-coated pit; clathrin-coated vesicle
Molecular function (GO): clathrin heavy chain binding; 1-phosphatidylinositol binding; phosphatidylinositol-4,5-bisphosphate binding
Source: RefSeq, a predicted model, not a curated record